AUGGAAGUGUUUGAACGAGUGUUUUGGGCCUUCGGUCCUUGUAUCGAUGGCUUUAAACAUUGUAUGCCUGUUAUCUGUAUCGAUGGGACGCACUUGUACGGGAAGUAUAAAGGAACACUGUUGGUUGCUACGAGUGUUGAUGCAAGCUUCCAAGUAUUUCCUAUUGCAUUUGCGGUGGUUGAAGGGGAAAACACUUCCAGCUGGUCUUGGUUCCUAGGUUGUAUUCGAGAUCGUGUCACGCAACGGGAUGGCCUUUGUGUUAUUUCUGAUCGGCAUCCUGGGAUCAUUGCAGCAAUGAGAACGUGUAUACUACGUAUAUUAUCACAAGCGAAUUAUGCAAUGAGUAAUGUCAUAUUUAACAUAGUUUUGUGUUUUGCUAUUGAAGCUAUGGGCUUGGGAGCACAUCCACGUAGGAAGACCAGGUAG
Messenger RNA from Chenopodium quinoa (quinoa), 426 nucleotides. RefSeq lists its product as uncharacterized. The transcript has 2 exons. NCBI's taxonomy places the organism in Eukaryota, Viridiplantae, Streptophyta, Magnoliopsida, Caryophyllales, Amaranthaceae. The record is from RefSeq and is a predicted model, not a curated record. Bases 1 to 426 code for a protein of 141 amino acids.